Messenger RNA from Cryptomeria japonica (Japanese cedar), 978 nucleotides. RefSeq lists its product as uncharacterized. The record is from RefSeq and is a predicted model, not a curated record. The transcript is spliced from 4 exons. The coding region runs from base 134 to 808 and encodes 224 amino acids. NCBI's taxonomy places the organism in Eukaryota, Viridiplantae, Streptophyta, Pinopsida, Cupressales, Cupressaceae.
UUUGCAAAUGAGAUUUGAAAGGCGGGAAAAUCAACCUGAAUUUAACGUUUAGAACAAAGUUUAAGUAGCACAGAGCACUUGCAGAAGAAGCGAGAGAGAGCAUUUGCAAGCAAGAAAGACUGGUGUGGUGUUAAUGGGGAAGGAGAAGAAAGAAGGAAGAAAGGCGGGUUGUAGUGUGGCUCAUGAAAGGCUUUCGCUCGAAAACUACGCGCAGAUUUAUGAUGAACUCCGCCACAAAAAAUCUCAGCUUCCCUCCACUUCACCCCGUCUCAACCGUCUCUUAACCAGGGAAAACAUUCGCCGGAUGUUGAAAAUACACGGAUUCUCCGCCUCUACAUUCAAAAAAGAAGCUUUGCUUGAGGGGCUUCAGGAUAUGGAAAUUUUUAAUCCGCAUCGGUCCAGUGCGGAUAUCGGGAAUUUUGACUGCGACCUGUCGACGGAAGAAAUGGAAAGAGAUUUGGAGAGUUUGGGAUGGGUGGAAUGUCCCUCAAAAUCAGUUAAUGGCUUCAUGCCUUUUCCACAGUCUUUAAUGUCCGCUCCAAACCCUGUGUUUACAAAGGUUUCCAAUUCAGAGAAGAAGAUUUCGAGUUUGUCGUCUAAACUUUAUGAAAAUGAGGGCUGCAAACAGUUGCUUUCCUUACAGUCCGCGACAACAACAUGCAUGCAGCAUCUUUCAAAGUCAGUCACUCAGAUAAUCAAUUCAGGGCCAGCGAAUGCAUCUGACGAGGAAAGAUUAGAGGUAGCAACGAGUUCAAGUGUGUCGUGUAAAUCAAAAGUUGACAACUCGGAUUCAAUUGCAGGCCUUUAAUUUGUUAGGGACAUUGGAAAAUAAAUUUUGAAAAUCACAGCAGGCUUCAAAGUUCAACACUGAACUGAGCUGUGUUGAUUUGAACAAAUAAAUUUAAGAUGCAUGCGAAGUUCUGGCAGACAUUUUUUAACCAUUUUUUAAAUUCAAAAAUCCCAGACGGUUUUCGUGUC